AUGGACGAGAUUGAGGAACGCGAGGCACUAUAUCAAGUGAUUGAGGACGCUCUAGGCGAAACCAUCGACCGUAAUUCACGAAUACGCACAAAUCAAAUUAUUGCGAAUAGCGCACGGAAACAGGGACAGAUCUGGCGCGAUGCAAAAGAGUUCAUCGCCAAUCAGCUGGUUCCACAGUCUAUUCAACUCGCGAAUAAAAGCCGAUCCAGAAAGAAAACUGCAGUCGAGAUAGUAGCCAGUAUCAAAUGUUAUCCAUAA
Strongylus vulgaris is the source of this 258-nucleotide messenger RNA. The record is from the annotation of a GenBank genome assembly. NCBI's taxonomy places the organism in Eukaryota, Metazoa, Nematoda, Chromadorea, Rhabditida, Strongylidae.